UACUACCAGUGUUGACUAGGUCGAAAUCGAAGCUCUUCACUGCAUCAAAGUAGAAGAAGAUGUCAAGAACACCAUAGCCACAGCUUCACUGGACUGGAAUGCCUUAUCGCAAACCUCCAAUCUUCAACAGACCAAUUUCAGGUUUAACAAAACCAACACCUCUCGAUUGGAGAAGUCACUACAAGCAGACCCAACUCGUCUCCCAAAUCUCUUCCACCCUUUUACAGAGACACAAUUGGACUCCUCUUCUCCGCAACCUCAAUAUCUCUUCCAAACUAACCCCAUCUCUCUUCCUCCAGAUCCUCCAUGAAACCCAAACCAACCCACAAACCUCCCUCGCUUUCUUCAAUUGGGUCAAGUCGAAUUUAGGUUUUCAACCAGACCUCGAAACCCUCUGCAAACUCACCCAGAUCCUAAUCGUGUCCGGACUCACCCAAGACGCAAAACCCAUAUUGGAUUCUCUAAUUCAAGCCUACCCACCGACCCAGAUUAUUAAUUCCUUGAUCCAAGCAUGCCAAGGUACGGAUUCACACUCCCCUGUUUUGAGUUCUGUCGUUGAAUGUCUUUGCAAGAAGGGUUUUUUCUUGCAAGCCUUAGAGGUUUUUGUGAAAUGUAAAGAGAAUGGAUAUAUUGUUUCAAUUCGUAGCUGUAAUGCGUUGCUGAAUGUGUUACAACAAGAAAAUGAGAUUAGAUUAGCAUGGUCUUUCUAUGGUAUGAUGCUGCGUAAUGAGGUUUUAGCUAAUCAGUCUACAUUGUCUAUAAUUGCUCGGGUUCUUUGCAAAGAUGGGAAGUUUGAGCGUAUUGUUCGGAUUUUAGACACGAAUAUAUAUAAUUCUGUGAUAUAUAAUCAGAUUAUUGAUUGUUAUAGUAAAAGAGGGGACUUCAAAGCUGCAUUUGAUCACUUAACUGAGAUGUGCAAUAGAAAGCUCGAUGCGGGUUUUAGUACUUAUAGUUCAAUUCUUGAUGGGGCUUGUAGAUUUGGAGAUGUUCAAUUGACUGAAAUGGUAAUGGAUUGUAUGGUGAAGAAGGGAUUUCUUUCAGAGCUUCUGCUACGAGAUUAUGAUUCGAUCAUUCAGAAGCUGGCUGACUUGGGUAGGACAUAUGCAGCAGAUAUGUUUUUAAAGAGAGCUUGUGAUGAAAAGAUUGAAUUACAGGCUGCUUCUUAUGGGUGUUUGCUGAGGGCAUUUUCCAAUGAAGAAAGAGUAAAGGAAGCAAUUGGGAUAUACCGCAGUAUAUUGCAAAGUGGUGUUGAAGUAAAUGAGAGUUGUUAUAAUGCAUUUGUUAAUGUUCUUUGCAAGGAAGAUCCUUCGGUGGAAGUCAGUGAAUUGUUGACAGAGAUGAUUAGAAGAGGGUUUGUUCCUCGUGGAUCGGAAAUAUCUACAUUUAUAAAUUCUCAAUGUGAUCAAGGUAGAUGGAAAGAAGCGGAGGAGCUUAUGAAUGAAAUUCUAGAGAAAGGUUUCUUUCCUGAUUCUUUUUGCUGUUGCUCAUUGAUAGAGCAUUACUGCUCUAGCAAACAGAUUGAUUCAGCUAUGGCACUGAAUAAUAAGAUGGAAAAAUUGGAAGGUACACUGGACAUAGCAACAUAUAACUUACUCCUUAAUGGGCUUUUUAAAGAGAAGAGGAUUGAAGAUUCAGUUAGGGUAUUUAAUUACAUGAGUAAAAAGAAUUUGAUCAGCAGUGAGAGUUUUUCUGUUAUGAUCAGCGGGCUCUGUCAUGAAAAGGAAUUCAGGAAAGCCAUGAAAUUACAUGAUCAAAUGUUGAAGAUGGGACUUAAACCUGAUGAAAAAUCAUACAAACGUUUGAUAUAUGGGUUCAAAUGAUAUAUUGUCAUAGAUUCUUGCAUGUUAUGUAUUGAUGUUCAUCAGCACUCUUGUAGCCUACCUUCAGCAGAUGCGCAUUAUAGCCUAUCAGGUGGGAUACAGUUAUUUAGUACUCAACAAAGCCUUUCUCUACUAUUUGGGAUACUAUUUUUUCUGCUACUAUAGUGGCAAUGAAAUUUUUGGUAGAAUACAACAUUUUAAUGUUCAUGUAUACACUGAGUUUCCAUUAUGUUUUUUAGCUUUAUGUUUAUAUAUACACUGAUUUUCCAUUAUGAUUUUGUUAAAACAUAAUUUGUUUGGGAGAGAUGUGAGGAAUAUGUUUCGUUUCUUCCUAUAUUUUUUAUAAUAAUAAAUUUUUUAUCCUCUUCAUUGCUGAACCAUGUGUAUCUUGCACCAUGCACAUAUGUUGGCUUGAUUUUCCUCUGAAUCUGUUGGUGGAUAUAUAGAUUUUGCUGCAUAAACAUUUAUGAGAAGUACCAUAUUUUCUUCUAUGCUUUGAUGUCUGCAGCAUCUUAUGGUAAUCCUCGACAUUCAUGUUUAUCUUUUAGUAUUACUUUAGCUAUAUAAAUCAAUUUUGAAAACCUCUCUUUCUUUUUUUCUUCCUAGGAGUAUCCCAAUCUGCAACAUUGUACCAUUUCAUUUAAGAUUUCGUCAUUCAUUUUUUUUUUU
Cornus florida is the source of this 2489-nucleotide messenger RNA. Its product is annotated as pentatricopeptide repeat-containing protein At4g21170. NCBI's taxonomy places the organism in Eukaryota, Viridiplantae, Streptophyta, Magnoliopsida, Cornales, Cornaceae. The transcript has a single exon. Gene Ontology annotation, molecular function: protein binding. The record is from RefSeq and is a predicted model, not a curated record. The coding region runs from base 99 to 1820 and encodes 573 amino acids.